UCAUAAUCCAUUUUACCUCUAGCGACCAAAAUGUCAGACACCAACUCCUCCCCCAACAACUUUGUUCGCACGUGGACCUCGGGCGAUGGCACCCUGAGUGGGCUCGACUCCCUCCUCCCCGGUCGCCUCGUACUGUCGUACGACCCGUCGCUUAACGAACCGGCCACCGUGGUCGUGACAUCAUCUUCGCAAGAGCUGGCCGAGCUUGUUCAAGCCGAGAUUGUACCCGGGCGCAAGGCCGACUUCUACGUGACGGGUUCCGAGCGCGUACUCAAGCUUUCGUUUCCGCCACAGAACAUUGACAUUUCUGCAUCGCUUCUCGUGGAGGUGAAGUUCAACCACCCGAUUUCGACGUUGACCACCACGACCGAAACCAUCGUGUCAUCCGGCACCCUCUCUCUCCAGAACAAAGCCGCCAAUGUGAGAGUAUCGUCGCUUGGCAGCAAGAACGUCUGGGUCGAGUCUGCGAAUGCAGUGACAGUGUCCAAGCUCGACAUCACGGCGGAAGGGCACGGCAUCGUGUACGUGACGGCGCCAGCCGUGACCUCCACCAAGCGCAUCAAGUUGGAUGUCCUCGGCAGCGGCUCGGUGGCAAUUCAAGCUGCGUCAGUGUCGACAGACGACUUGAAGACAUCGGUGCUUGGCUCAGGCUCUGCGUACGUGCAUGGCACCGUGGAUGCGUCGGACCUCCAUAGCGAAGUGUUGGGCUCGGGUUCGAUCAGCUACUACCCUGCUGGUCAUUGCGGUAGCAGCAAGAUCUCGCUCUUGGGCUCUGGCAAUGCCUACGUGGCGUCUGUAGCAUGCACCACCACCAAGGUGGAAGUGCUUGGAUCCGGCUCUGCGUACGUGCAGACCGUGGACACCCUCUCUCGUUCGGGCUUUGGGUCGGGGCACAUUAACUACUUCAACGCCACCCCCGCUCAUUUGCCCAAAGAGAAGAAGCACCAGUGGUAUUGGUCGCCCAGAACCCCGAAAGUAGUGCCCACACUCGAAAACAAGUUCGUCACGUUUGAAGUGGCUGCCGAGCCGGCGCCGUUGAAGGAAGGGGUGCCGGUGCGUGUUUACCAGACAGUUGGUUGGUUUUCGUGGCCUUCGCGCGGCGGCAAUGUCGUCACGGACGGGUCGUCGACGUUGACGACUCGGUUGGGAAGUGGCGUGGGUCCCAAAACCGCCGAGGAGUUCGGCGUGGGAUCGCUUGCGGUGGUGUUGGUCGCGAUUGUUGCGUUCUUCGUGUUUAAGAAGAACCAACGUCGUGGCUAUGCAGUGCUCUAAGAAAUGAUAGCCAGUUAAACCUGUUGAAUGUUAAUGCGCAGUCGUUGCGUGAAUGAACUUACACGCGCGAACCAUCGUCUUGUCAUGUCUGUUCGACGCUCGUCGCAUGCCAGUUUGGUCAUAAUCAGUUUUUACCAGGGUUCAAAUAGCUCGAGAAUUUCAAAGCACGCAUGAUUUAC
Messenger RNA from Aphanomyces astaci, 1451 nucleotides. RefSeq lists its product as hypothetical. Lineage: Eukaryota; Oomycota; Saprolegniomycetes; Saprolegniales; Verrucalvaceae. Bases 31 to 1272 code for a protein of 413 amino acids. The record is from RefSeq and is a predicted model, not a curated record. The transcript has a single exon.